AUGCUGUAUCAGUCCGGGUCCCUGCAGGCCCUGAUAAAGGGCCUGCGGUCGGCGCAGCAGCAGCAGCAGGAAGCAGAAUUCAUUGCUAGCAGCCUGCAGCAAGUGAAGAAUGAGUUGUCUGCAGCGAGCAGCAGCAGCAGCAGCAGCAGCAGCGCAGCCGCAGCAGCAACACGCAGCGUGGCCCUCCAAAAACUCAUUUACCUGCAAAUGCUUGGAGUUGAUAUUUCUUUUGCUGCUUUUGCUGUUAUAGAAGGAAUGGCAGCACAAAAGUAUUACUUGAAGCGGCCCGCCUAUGCAGCAGCAGCAAUUGUUUUUGCUGCUGGUGCAGCAGCAGCAGCAGCAGACGUUUCCAAGGCCAAGCAGCAGCAGCAGCAGCAGCAGCACUGGCCCCUGACCGAGCUCUCGCUCUUGACUAUUAACCUCUUCAAGAAGGACCUGAGCAGCAGCCAGAUGUAUGAGACAGGCUUGGCGCUGCAGACACUUUCUUGUGUCUCUCCUUCGAGGGAAAUGGCGGGCUCGCUGCUGCCAGAUGUGCUGCUGCUGCUUGGCUCUUCUCGGCCUUACAUUCGGCGAAAGGCAGCACUUUGCUGCUGCAGCUUUUUGCUGCAGCAGCUGCGCGAGCAGCAGCAGGCGCAGCAGCAGCGGCUGCAGCAGCGGCUGCGGCUGGGCGCCGCAGCGGCCACUGCUGCUGCGCAGUCGGAAGCAGCAGCAGAAGACGACAGCAGCGCGGUGCUGCAGCACGUGCUGCUGCGCAUGCAGCAGCAGCUAAUGCAGGAGCAAGACACGGGAGUUCUUUGCUGCUUGGCUACAGCUUUGCUGCAGGCAGCAGCAGCAGAUCCGCAGCCAAUUCUGCCGCUGGUGCCGCCGCUGUUUCAUUUGCUGUGCAGCAGCAGCAGCAACUGGCUGAGCAUUAAGCUGCUGCAGCUGUUCCUGCUGCUGGCAGCAGCAGAGCCGCGGCUGCCGCCCAAGCUGCUGCAGCCGCUGCUGUCGCUGCUGCAGCAAACCAAAGCAAAGAGCGUGGAGGUCGAGGCCCUGCGGCUGCUGCUGCUGCAUGCGCCCAUAGAAGCAGCAGCAGCAGCAGCAGCAGCAGCAGCAACGGCGGUUUCCACCGCGGAGCAAGCCGCAGCCACCGCCGUGACGGGCGACACCGCAGCGGCAGCAGCAACAAACAGCGGCAGCAGCAGCAGCGCCAGCUUGGAGCAGCAGCUGCUGCUGCUGCUGUGCCAAAAGCUGCAGCUGCUGCUCUCCUCCCCAGACCCUAAUAUUCGCUUCUUGGCUCUCGAUUUGCUGCUGCGCACUUUUACUAAAAGGCGGCAGCUGGUGCAGCCGCUGCUGCGGCUGCUGCCUGACCUGCAGCAGCAAAUGCUGCAGAGCGCCAAAGGAGUGGACUCAACGCUGCGGCGAGUUGGGGUGGCGCUGCUUGCUGCUGCUGCUUCUGCUGCCACUUUUCCUGUGGUUUGUGAGCGGCUGCUGGCUGCUGCUUUUGAUGCAGCGAACGGGAGCAGCAGCAGCAGCAGCAGCAGCAGCAGCACCGCCGCCAAGGGCGCUGCUGCUGCGGCUGCUGCAGCUGCUUUCGUUAGCCCUGAAGACUUCAUACUGCCCGUCUUGCAAAUGGCUGUAGAUAGCGACUAUGAGCUGAUUGAGGACUUUGAGUGGUAUGUGGCGGUGCUGGUUGACAUUGCUUGCAACAGCAGCAGCAGCAGCAGCAGCAGCAGCGGUGGGACAGCUGUUGCUGCUGCUGUUGCGCAGCAGCUGCUGGACAUAACAGUGCGCGUGCCCGAAGUGAGGCCCUGCAGCACGCAUUUGUGCAUGUUGCUGCUGGAGACUGCAGCAGCAGCGAAGCCAAAGGGCCGCAGCAGCAGCAGCACCAGCACCAGCAACAGCAGCAGCAGCAGCAGCAGCAGUUUGCAUGUCCUUAGAGCUCUGCGGCAGCAGCACCGCGAGGCCCUCGUCAGCAGCGGCUCUUUAGACUGCGACUCUGGGGCCAUUCAUAACAACAACCCCACCAACGGGUGCAGCAGCAGCAGCAGCAGCAGCAGCAGCGGUGCUGCUGCUGCGAACCAGGUGUACAUACACCCCGAGAUCAUCCGCGCAGCAGGAUGGAUCGUAGGGGAGUACCACAAGCAGCUGUCCACAGGAGCUGCUUCUGCUGCUGCUGGCAUUCAUUUCAUUGAGGACGCAGUUUGCUGCCUAAUCUCCGUGGCUCAAGACUCGUCGCUGCGGCCUUCAGUGCAGCGGGUGCUGCUAUGGGCAGCAGCAAAAGCCUAUCUGACGCUGACAGCUGCUGCAAAGGGCCGGCUGCUGCAGCAGCAACUGCAGCAGCAGCAGCAGGAGCCGCAGGAAGCGUAUGAGGAGCAGCAGCAGCAGCACGACCCCGAAGCUGAGAAAGCAGCAGCAGCAGCAGCAGUGGAGCGCCUAAAGCCCAAAAUGCAACAAGCAGCACAAGCAGCCCGCAGCACAACGGACGCCGAGCUAUGCGACAGAGGCGCUUUAACCCUUUCUUUAGUCAAUUAUUUUUCUUCUUCUGGCUGCUGGAGUUUUGACCUCGAGGGCCUUUUGCCGGUGCAGCCGGGGGCGCAAGCAAUGCUGCAGCCGCCACCGGAGCUGGACCUCGACAAGCCCUUCCUAGAUGCUGCUGUGCUGCAGCAGCAACUGGACGCGCGCCUGAAGCAGCAGCAGCAGCAGGACCAGCGAGAGCAGUAUGAGGCAGCAGCAGCACAAGGCCUGCAGACAGAAUCUGCAGGCUUCUCCCUGCUGCAGCAGCAGCAGCAGCACAUACUCUGUGCCUCUGCGGGCAAAAAGAAAUUCAGCGUCAUUAAGGGGGCCAUAGCCCCUGGCUCAAACCCUCCUGUGCAGCAGCCAGCAGCAGCAGCAGCAGCAGCACCCGCAACAGCAAUGCCUGCUGAUGGGGUGCCUGCGCCACACAAGGCGCAGCAGCAGCUGCAGCAGCAGCAGCUGCAGCAGCAGCAGCUGCAUCAGCAGCAGCUGCUGCAGCAGCAGCAGCAACUGCAGCAGCAGCAGCAGCUGUGGAAGUGCUGCGGAGGGGACGCAGCAAUUCAGCUGUUUUGCUGCUGCUGCUGGUCCCUCGUUCAAACUGAAGGAGAUAACGGCGAUUUAGUUGUUUCCGUUUGCUGCAGUCCCAGCAGCAGCAGCAGCAGCAGCAGCAGCAGUUGCUGCGCUGGCCCU
Molecule: messenger RNA, 3186 nt
Organism: Eimeria tenella
Lineage: Eukaryota; Apicomplexa; Conoidasida; Eucoccidiorida; Eimeriidae
Product: adaptin, putative
Exons: 8
Biological process (GO): Golgi to vacuole transport; protein targeting to vacuole
Cellular component (GO): endosome membrane; AP-3 adaptor complex; membrane coat
Source: RefSeq, a predicted model, not a curated record